Molecule: messenger RNA, 1267 nt
Organism: Papaver somniferum (opium poppy)
Lineage: Eukaryota; Viridiplantae; Streptophyta; Magnoliopsida; Ranunculales; Papaveraceae
Exons: 6
Coding region: 53-958 (301 amino acids)
Source: RefSeq, a predicted model, not a curated record
UGUGAGGCUGCUGAACAAGUAAACCACCACAAGCGGCAGCAACUUUUAGAGAAUGGCAAAUCUAACUCAUAAACCAGACAUUUCUUCUUUCAUUUCUAGGGUUUUUCAUCCAACAACUCGCAGCUCACUCAGUCCUUUCAACCCAAUAACAUAUAAGUUCUCUUUGGAAUCACUUGGAAGCAAGAAGGUUUUGUUAAUCAAGCGUUUUCAAGGAUUAGCUCAGAAAUGGGAUAUUCAAGUUCAAGAAACAUUCAAGGGCGCUCAAUCUUCAACCAACCAGUUAUUGGUUCAUAUUGUCAGAGGGGGUGAAAACUUGACCUCGAUAUCGAGGCGUUAUAAUGUAUCGGUACAAGCAAUUGCUGCUGUUAACUCCAACAUUGUGGAUAUUGAUCUAGUUUUCGAAGGGCAACGACUUAAUAUUCCUCGUUCCAGAUUUUUAGAUGCUCAAAUGGGCGCAAGAUUGAAAAGUUGGUCAUACCUCAAUGAUGUGCACAAAAGAUACCAAACUUCUUUUAAUACCUUGGUAGGACAUGCAAACCACAAGGUGUUACCUGUGCUAUCUCCUCAUCAGUUACUACUUGCUAAAACUACUGGUUAUAUUCUGCUUCUGGUUCCUGUUGUAGCAGUUUGCAUCAGAUACGUAAUCCACGUGUUUCAUGCCAAUUUCACAAACUGGAAGCGUCAAGGCUUAAAUCAACCAAAGGGGCAUAACUUUGGAUCCAGAAGUAUUCGCUGGAAAACUGCUCUUAGGGACAUAAGGGAACCAGAAGGGCCAGAAGCUUCGGAUUCGGAGGUGAACCAAGAAUAUGAGAGUCCACAAGAAGAAGAUCAAUCUGAAGUCCUUCCAUUUGAGGGAACCUCGCAUGACUAUACACAUCUUGAACCUGCCUAUCAGAAAUUCCUUUUGGAAUGUGGAAUAAGUGAAUCUGGAUAUUGGCGUGGAGGUUCGUCUAAAUAGUAUCUUUAUGUUGAAAGAUACUGCCGUUACAUCUGUUCAAAGAGAGGUUUGCUGAUAGAGUUGCUGUAAAGUUCUGACGUCAAAAUUAUUUUCUUCUGAAUCAAGUUUACUUAGCCAACAACAAGGGUAUUAUUUUCUGUUUUUUUCACCUGUGUGGUUGUGUCAGAAGGAAAACCCAAUUGUAUAUUCACCAAGUAUUCAAAAGUACUCGGUUCUAAUUCAAUCGUAUAUCAUUUUGUUUCAGUUGUUAUCAGUGACUACCAGUUUGUAAUUGCAACUAGAAAAGGUAAAUAUGGCCCUGGUUCUGGU